UGCAGGGUAUAAAAAUUGGCCAACAUCGCAAUCUUCUUCACACAAUUCCUUCAACUGUCUUCAGAAGAGCAGCUAAACAACCGAAACCGGCUAAAAAUGAAAUUGAUCGUCGCUGUCGCUUUCUUGGCCGUGGCCCUCGCCGCUCCUCAAGGAGAUAAAAAGCCCAUCGAAAUUGUGUCAUCCAACAGCGAAAUGAACGCCGACGGCAGCUACUCCUUCGAUUUCGAGUCUGCCGAUGGCACCAAAGUGUCUGAAAGUGGCAGCCAGAAACAAGUUGGACCCAAACCGGAGGAUAUCGGCACCGUGUCCAAGGGCUCCUACUCGUUCACGACUCCCGACGGCGUCGUCCUCACCGUCAAUUGGGUGGCCGAUGAAAACGGAUUCCAGGCCACCGGCGACCACCUCCCCACUCCUCCACCCAUGCCCGAGCACGUCGUCAAGAUCCUCGCGGACCUCAAAACCGCCGGAGUUCUAUAAAUAAUUACACAUUAUAUUAUUUCAACCGGAUGUACAUAACGCUCACAUACCCCAAACUUUGACACAAGUUGGGCUUGAGUCAACAACAAAAUUACAUUAAAACAAACGAGAAAUAAAAAUGUUUUUUCUCCUUUUAAAA
Molecule: messenger RNA, 616 nt
Organism: Daphnia pulicaria
Lineage: Eukaryota; Metazoa; Arthropoda; Branchiopoda; Diplostraca; Daphniidae
Product: endocuticle structural glycoprotein SgAbd-3-like
Exons: 3
Coding region: 97-477 (126 amino acids)
Cellular component (GO): chitin-based extracellular matrix
Molecular function (GO): structural constituent of chitin-based larval cuticle
Source: RefSeq, a predicted model, not a curated record